Molecule: messenger RNA, 1819 nt
Organism: Lycium barbarum (goji berry)
Lineage: Eukaryota; Viridiplantae; Streptophyta; Magnoliopsida; Solanales; Solanaceae
Product: aldehyde dehydrogenase family 7 member A1-like
Exons: 4
Coding region: 93-527 (144 amino acids)
Molecular function (GO): aldehyde dehydrogenase (NAD+) activity
Source: RefSeq, a predicted model, not a curated record
GCUGAAAAGCUGAUAUGGAGGGGCAUCCAACCCCUACUUUCCAAGUAAACAUUUGAGAAGUAUCGAUAUCCACCUUAUUUUGUUCUAAAUUUAUGUGUCAUGUUCUUUCAGGAUGGAAUGCAUGUAUUGCGCUGGUCUGUGGCAAUUGUGUUGUCUGGAAAGGUGCUCCAACAACACCUUUGGUUACCAUAGCAAUGACAAAAAUUGUGGCUAGUGUAUUGGAGAAAAACAAUUUACCUGGUUCAAUUUUUACUGCCUUAUGCGGUGGAGCUGAAAUUGGUGAAGCAUUAGCAAAGGACACACGAAUUCCUCUAGUCUCGUUCACUGGGAGCUCAAAGGUUGGUCUUGCAGUUCAGCAAACAGUAAGUCAGAGAUUUGGAAAAUGUCUACUAGAACUAAGUGGAAACAAUGCCAUCAUAGUAAUGGAUGAUGCAGACAUUGAACUUUCUGUUCGUUCUGUUUUAUUUGCUGCUGUUAGUACGGCUGGUCAGUGCUGUACAACAUGCCGAAGACUGGUAUUGCAUUAAUUGUUUAAAAUUCCAUUCAGUUUUCAGUUUAAAGAUUUCACUUUCAGAACUUCUUACUGUUUCUUCAUAAAUAUUUUUCUGCAUGAAUCUUGUUCAUGAAACAGUAUAUGAGAAGGUUCUUAAACCACUGGUGGAGGUGUACAAGCAAGUUAAGAUAGGGGAUCCUUUAGAAAACGGUACCUUACUUGGGCCAGUGCAUACUCGUACUUCUAGGGAAAACUUCGAGAAGGGAAUACAAAAUAUCAAGUCCUAGGUAUGUCCAGUUUCUUGAGACUUUCAUUCCCCUAAUUAUUUCUGCAUUGGCAUUUAUUUCCCUCUCCUCCCUGGUGUUGCCCGACCCCUUCGUAUAUAUGUUGAUGGUGAGAACAGUUGUUCCAAAUGCACAAGAGUUUGUCUAACAAUUUGAUUAGAAAUAGUAAAUGUCAGAUCAUAAUGGUCAUAAUAUUUUUAAAAAUAAAAUGGAGACCACAUUUUGUUUACUCAGCUGGACUUAGGAGUUAGGACUUAAGACUACAUCCAUAUAUUGGAAUUGAAUUUUUUUCCCUUCUCAAUAGAGGGAAAAGUGUGAGUUGAACUUUGUUUUUUAAAAUGAAUGUUUUGCAGGGUGGAAAGAUCCUUACAGGUGGUUCAGUCAUAGAAUCUGAGGGUAACUUUGUGCAUCCAACAAUCGUUGAAAUUUCUCCAAAAGCUGAAAUUGUGAAGGAAGAAUUGUUUGGUCCAGUUCUUUAUGUAAUGAAGUUUAAGACUUUCGAAGAAGCAGUUGAAAUUAACAACUCUGUCCCUCAAGGUCUAAGUAGUUCCAUCUUCACCCAAAAUCCAGAAUUUUAAACUAAAGUUUUUUAGAAUUUGAUAGUUUUUUCUGUUGAAUACCUAAUUUAAGUUGGUUGCUAAUUUUACCUUUUUAUUUCAGAAUCAAUAUCAACAUUCAAAGGCGGAGUUCUUCGUACUAAGCCACCCGACACACAGGUGACAGAAGAACAAAUGGAGGAAAGGUGGCUUGAGAGUGUUGGUGGUCCCACUAGUUUAAUGUUUUGUGGAUGUUUGCAAAGGUUGUGAAGUAGUUUAAUGUUGUGUAGAUGUUUGCGAAUGUUGAAGUAGCUUAAUGUCUCUUCGGAAUGUUUGACUGACGUUUUGAUUCAACUUUGAAGUAGUUUCGAAUUGAAUUUGACGUAUUGUUGGUUGUAAUAUAUGUGUUUAUUGAAGUAGCUUAAUGUUUUAUGUUUUUCAGUACUUUGGUGAAUUGUUGGCAGCUAUUUGAGCCGGUUUUAGUUGAAUAUAAAAUUGUUUCAUCU